ACUCGCUCUCCGUUUCCCAGACUUGCUCACUCCGUCCCAGUCCAACAUGCUGUCUGGGCGAUGCUGCGCCCCGCAGCACCAGCCGUCCUGUUCGCGCACGAGGGGCCGCGUCUGACCGAGCCGCACGGGGCGGAGGAGGGCCGUGCGGCAGGCUCCGUGUGGCGGGAGGCCAUGCGACGACGGCGCUACCUGCUGGAGGGGCCGGAGGCAGGCACAGCCACUGAGGCCAAGUCUCCUGACUGGUUGUACGAGUCGUACUACUGCCUGAGCCAACAACACCCGCUCAUCGUCUUCCUGCUGCUCAUCGUCAUGGGAGCCUGCCUGGCGCUGCUGGCCGUCUUCUUCGCCUCGGGGCUGGACAUAGAAGACCACGUGGCCUUCUUGAUCACCGUCCCCACCGCUCUAGCCAUUUUUCUCACAAUUUUUGUCCUGGUCUGCAUCGAGUCUGUGUUCAAGAAGCUCUUGCGUGUGUUCUCCUUGGUGAUCUGGGGCUGCUUGGUUGCCAUGGGUUACCUCUUCAUGUUUUUUGGAGGCAUCAUCUGCCCUUGGGACCAGGUCUCUUUCUUCCUGUUCAUAAUUUUUGUGGUGUACACCAUGCUGCCCUUCUCCAUGAGAGAUGCCAUCAUUGCCAGUGUGCUGACAUCCACCUCGCACACUGUUGUGCUCAGCGCCUGCAUGGCCUCCAGCACCACUGAGGUGGAGCCUCUGCUAUGGCAGAUUUUGGCCAAUGUGAUCAUCUUCAUCUGCGGCAAUAUGGCUGGGGCUUACCACAAACACCUGAUGGAGCUGGCGCUCAAACAGACCUAUCAGGACACCUGCAAUUGCAUCAAAUCCCCCAUCAAACUGGAGUUUGAGAAACAUCAACAGGAGCGGCUCCUGCUGUCGCUGCUUCCAGCCCACAUUGCGAGGGUGAUGAAGGCCGAGAUCAUCCACCGGCUGCAGGGCCCCAACUUCGGCCAGGCGGAGAACACCAACAACUUCCACAACCUGUAUGUGCAGCGGCACACCAACGUCAGUAUUCUGUAUGCGGACAUUGUGGGAUUCACACGCUUGGCCAGCGACUGCUCCCCUGGGGAGCUGGUCUACAUGCUCAACGAACUCUUCGGCAAAUUCGAUCAGAUCGCGAAGGAGAACGAAUGCAUGCGGAUUAAAAUCCUUGGCGACUGCUACUACUGCGUGUCGGGCCUCCCGGAGUCUCUGCCCAACCAUGCCAAGAACUGUGUGAAGAUGGGACUCGACAUGUGCGAAGCGAUCAAGAAAGUUCGGGAUGCCACUGGUGUCGACAUCAAUAUGAGGGUUGGAGUGCAUUCCGGCAACGUUCUGUGCGGAGUCAUUGGCCUUCAGAAAUGGCAAUAUGAUGUUUGGUCACAUGACGUUACAUUAGCCAAUCAUAUGGAGGCGGGCGGCGUACCUGGGCGAGUCCACAUCUCGUCCGUAACGCUCGAGCACCUGAACGGAGCAUACAAAGUGGAGGACGGGGACGGUCAGAGCCGAGACCCCUACCUAAAGGAGCACGGGGUCGUCACCUACCUCGUCGUCAACCCCAAAGCCGAGAAGCGCAGCCCGCAGCUCCACUGCCGCCCACGGCCCGCUCUGGAUGGACCCAAGAUGAGGGCGUCUGUGAGGAUGACCCGCUACCUGGAGUCAUGGGGGGCCGCCAAGCCUUUUGCUCACCUGCAACACCGCGACAGCAUGACGACGGAAAACGGCAAGAUCAAAACCACUGAUGUGCCAAUGGGACAGUAUCAUUUCCAGAGUCGUUCUGAAAGAACAAAAUCCCAGAAGAAGAGAUUUGAAGAGGAGCUGAAUGAGAGGAUGAUUAGAACCAUUGAUGGUAUCAACUCUCAGAAACAAUGGCUCAAGUCUGAAGAUAUACAGCGAAUAUCAUUGUUCUUUCAUAAUAAGACACUUGAGAAGGAGUACAGAGCCAUGACGCUGCCAGCCUUCAAGUACUAUGUCACCUGUGCGUGUGUGAUAUUCUUCUGUAUAUUUAUAGUCCAGAUACUAGUCCUGCCAAAGACGCCGGUUCUGGGGGCGUCGUUUGGAAUGGCCUUCUUCUUGCUCUCCCUCAUCCUGCUCACCUGCUUUGCAGGACACCUCAUGCAAUGCAGCAAAGCCGCUUCAAGCUCCCUGCUAUGGAUGCUGACCUCAUCUAGGAUCAUUGCUGACCGGCCCUGGCCGCGGCUGGCGGUCACCCUAGCAACGACCGCACUCAUAUUAACGAUGGCUGUGUUCAACAUGUUCUUCUUGGAAAACAGCGGGACAUCAGCAACCCCUUUGUCCAACACCUCUAAUGAAACGGUUAAUUACAGCCAGGACCAAGCCCAGCAAGUCAGUGAGACGAACAAAUUCUACCUACCCUAUUUCAUAUACAGCUGCAUCCUGGGCUUGGUCUCCUGCUCCGUGUUCCUGAGGGUCAACUAUGAGCUGAAGAUGGUGAUUAUGUUGGCUGCCGUGGUGGGCUAUCAUGUCAUUAUCCUUCACACACAUGCCUCCAUGCUGGAAGACUACAACACCUUCCUCUACCAGGACCAGCUUUUGGAAAGACCAGGAGUUUUAAAAGACUUGAAGACUAUGGGAUCAGUCUCUCUUUUUAUUUUCUUCGUUACCCUUCUCGUGCUGGCCAGACAGAAUGAAUAUUACUGUAGGUUAGACUUCCUGUGGAAGAAUAAGUUCAAGAAGGAAUGCGAGGAGAUCGAGACCAUGGAGAACCUCAACCGUGUGCUGCUUGAAAAUGUUCUGCCUGCCCACGUGGCCGAGCACUUCCUGGCCCGCAAUUGGAAGAAUGAGGAUUUAUACCACCAGUCAUAUGACCUCGUAUGUGUGAUGUUCGCCUCAAUACCAGACUUCAAAGAGUUCUACACGGAAUCAGAUGUCAACAAAGAAGGCUUGGAAUGUCUGCGACUGCUCAAUGAAAUCAUUGCGGACUUUGAUGAGCUGUUGUCUAAGCCGAAGUUCAGCGGAGUGGAGAAGAUAAAGACUAUAGGCAGCACCUACAUGGCAGCGACUGGGCUUAACGCUACACCUGGGCCAGAGUAUUCACAGGAGCAUGACCGGCAGUACAUGCAUAUUGGCACAAUGGUGGAGUUUGCCUUUGCGCUCAUGGGGAAGUUGGACGUCAUCAACAAACAUUCCUUCAACGAUUUCAAACUGCGAGUAGGCAUUAACCAUGGGCCUGUGAUUGCCGGGGUGAUAGGCGCCCAGAAGCCCCAGUAUGACAUCUGGGGAAACACGGUGAAUGUUGCCAGCAGGAUGGACAGCACAGGGGUGCUUGGAAAAAUACAGGUCACGGAGGAGACGAGUCGCGUCUUGCAGACCCUGGGCUACACGUGCACCUGCAGAGGGAUCAUCAAUGUGAAGGGCAAAGGGGAGCUCAAAACUUUCUUUAUCCACACAGAAAUGACCAGGUCACUCUCACAAGGGAAUGUAAUGCCUUGAAAAAUUGGACUGCUGCAAGGUGGACCAUCAUGACCACAGUGCAUCUGUAAAUAGCUCUGCCAUGUCCUUAGAUGCACAGUAUUUUGGAUUAGAUUUACUAACUGGUACAGCAUCUAUAUCUCAUAAUAUGGAAUGUGCACAUCCAGGCUACGUAAGAAUGUUAGAAGGAGUUUUGUAAGAAAAAAGCAAAAAGAGAAAAAAGUGUUUUUGUGUUUUAACACCCAUUGUUUUGUAAAACAUAUUCAUUAAAGGUUUGUACGUA
This is a messenger RNA of Scleropages formosus (Asian bonytongue), 3700 nucleotides long. It is a transcript of the gene adcy2b, whose product is annotated as adenylate cyclase 2b (brain). The transcript has 25 exons. Gene Ontology annotation, biological process: adenylate cyclase-inhibiting G protein-coupled receptor signaling pathway; intracellular signal transduction; cAMP biosynthetic process. Bases 61 to 3438 code for a protein of 1125 amino acids. The record is from RefSeq and is a predicted model, not a curated record. Gene Ontology annotation, cellular component: plasma membrane. NCBI's taxonomy places the organism in Eukaryota, Metazoa, Chordata, Actinopteri, Osteoglossiformes, Osteoglossidae. Gene Ontology annotation, molecular function: adenylate cyclase activity.